AUGUGCGAACGGUUUUUGUUUUUAUUAUUUUUGUCGACGAAGGUGGUGAUUUUGUUAAUUCACGCUUCCGUGGAUUAUUAUGACGUUCUCGGCGUUCCACGAAGUGCGAAGACGUCGGAAAUAAAGAAAGCAUUCAGGAAACUCGCGAUGAAGUACCAUCCGGAUAAGAACAAGGACCCUGGGGCGUCAAAGAAGUUCCAGGAAAUCGCGGAAGCUUAUGAAGUACUAGGAGAUGAGGAAAAAAGAAAAAAUUAUGAUAUGGGUGGUGCAUCGUUUCAAUAUCAACAUGCCAACAAUUUUGAUUUCGAUAAAUUUUAUAAAAAUUUCCAAGAAAGUAUGAAAGCACAUAAUGAAGCACAUAAAUCGGCACAUAGACGAGCACAUAGUUUUUCUACCGGUGGUCUUUUCGAUGAUCUUUGGGAUGAUUUCGAUCUUUUUGGUGAUUUUGAUUUUAAUGGUUUUGGCAGUCAUUUUCACAGUUUUGACUUUGGAAGCAGUGAUCGAGAAGAUAUCUUUGAACCUGCGGCAAAAUAUCAAGAAGUUUACAACGGGCGUGGUUUGUUUUUAUCGUCCUUUGUAUUGUAUUUUAGGAUAGUUCUCUAA
This is a messenger RNA of Dracunculus medinensis (Guinea worm), 603 nucleotides long. The record is from the annotation of a GenBank genome assembly. Lineage: Eukaryota; Metazoa; Nematoda; Chromadorea; Rhabditida; Dracunculidae.